AUGGAUGGCAUUGUGUUGCGUGGAGAACGUAUCGUUAUCCCCUUGGAACUGCGGAAGGAACUAAAGGCUAAGUUGCACGCCGGCCACUUAGGCAUAAACUCCUGCUUACGUAGAGCCAGGGAACUCAUUUUCUGGCCAGGCAUGUCGGCGGAGAUCCGGUCGUUUGUCGAAACCUGUGAUACCUGUGCCACCUUCGCUGACAAGCAGCCCCCAGAGACUCUGAACUUGCAUGAUGUGCCGGACCGUCCGUGGUCCAAGGUCGCAAGUGACCUGUUUUCCUUCAAAGGGAAAAACUAUCUCGUUACGGUUGACUACUUUAGUUCAUUCUUCGAACUUGAUUACCUACAUGAUAUCACGGCAGACACCGUCAUUGCAAAGAUGAAAAUGCAUUUUGCUAGGCAUGGCAUUCCAGACAUUCUAGUCUCGGACCGCGGAACCCAGUUCACGUCUGAUCAGUUCAGGCGAUUCAGCUCCAACUUGUCGUUCACACACGAGUUCAUUAGCCCGGGUAUCUCAAAGGCUAAUGGUGCUGUAGAGGCCGCCGUGAAGGUGGCUCAGAAACUGUUGAAAAAAUCCAAAGCAGCCAAGGAGGACCCUUACUUGGGGCUACUCAACAUCAGGAACACCCCAACGGUAGGCCUACAGUCUAGCCCUUCUCAGCGACUCCUCGGGCGCCGCACAAAAACACUCAUACCUUCUACCCAAGACAGGCUCCUCCCUCGCCUGCCAUCAGGAGAAAAGGAACGCAUGGAAAAUCGUAAACUCAACAUGGCUCAGAAGCGCAAUGGUGGUCGCCAUGACCUUAAGCCGCUUAAGCCUGGUGACCAUGUUCGCAUUCAGCCGACUCAGUUUGGUCAAACUGAGUGGCGUCCGGCAACUGUCGCAAAACUUCUCAAGUCUCGCACGUUUGAGGUCACUGCUCUGGGCAAAACUCUCCUGCGCAAUCGACAACAGCUAAGGUUCAAACCAUCGCUGCCUACUGCAACCGCGACGACCCUGGAGUCAACCAAUGUCAAAGUAACCCCUGCGAGGCCAAGUCCAAAGCCAAACUCUGCCGAUUCGAACACUGAAAAACGGAACAAUGAACAACUGGAUGCGGAGAUCAAGACGAGCAAUGAUAGGUCAAUGGUGUCAAGUGCCGCAAGUGACACGCCCGCUAAGGCCAACACUGAGCGAAGCGUAACCCAAACUCCGGCUAUCCGUACUACGCGUUCUGGUAGAGUCAUUAAACCUGUGGACCGUUUAGAAUUGUAA
Molecule: messenger RNA, 1254 nt
Organism: Lineus longissimus
Lineage: Eukaryota; Metazoa; Nemertea; Pilidiophora; Heteronemertea; Lineidae
Exons: 1
Coding region: 1-1254 (417 amino acids)
Biological process (GO): DNA integration
Molecular function (GO): nucleic acid binding
Source: RefSeq, a predicted model, not a curated record